AUGGCAUUCCCUGUGGAUAUGCUGGAUAAUUGCAGUCAUGAGGAACUGGAAACUUCUGCGGAAGAUUACAUGACAGAUUUAAGGUGUGCAGAUCCUGACAAUCCAGAGGGCUUUUCUUUUCUCAAUGUUACGAUUCCUAUUAGUCUUUCAAAUGUAGGCUUCGUGCCCCUUUAUGGUGGAGAUCAGACCCAGAAAAUCCUGGCUCUCUUUGCGCCUGAGGAUUCACUCACAGCUGUGGCGCUUUACCUGGCUGAUCAGUGGUGGGCAAUUGAUGAUAUUGUGAAAACAUCUCUCCCUUCUAGAGAAGGGCUCAAGCAGGUGAGCACCCUUGGGGAGAGAGUGGUUCUGUAUGUUCUGAAUCGAAUUAUUUAUAGAAAACAGGAAAUGGAAAGAAACGAGAUCCCAUUUCUGUGUCAUAGCAGUACUGAUUAUGCUAAGAUUCUGUGGAAGAAAGGAGAGGCCAUUGGGUUUUAUUCAGUUAAGCCUACAGGAAGCACAUGUGCCUCAUUUCUCACCCAAAGUUACCAACUGCCAGUUCUUGAUACGAUGUUUGUAAGAAAGAAAUAUAGAGGGAAAGAUUUUGGGCUUCAAAUGCUGGAAGACUUUGUUGAUUCCUUUACAGAAGAUACACUUGGCUUGAGGUAUCCACUGUCUUCUCUCAUGUGUACAGCUUGCAAGCAAUACUUUGAAAAAUAUCCAGGAGACCAUGAACUGCUCUGGGAAGUUGAAGGUGUUGGCCACUGGUACCAGCGAAUCCCAGCCACCAGAGCAUUACAGAGAGAAGCGCUUAAAGUCACAGCAGUUUCUCAGAAGGAAGCUAAAAGAGCUGUGUCUGGAGACUGUGGGGUUGCGUCUGUUCCAGAACACGAAGCAGGUACUGAAGACCCUAAGCCUGGGGAGGCACAGCUAACGAUUGAUUCUCUAAAAGAUACCUUUGCAAGUACUUCUGAAGGUCAUGAUAAAACAUCUCUUUCCACGCGUACUCGGAGUGGUCAUCUAAAGCGGCCUAAGAUUGGAAAACGGUUUCAGGAUUCCGAGUUGAAUAGUGCGCUAGGUGAAGAUGAAAAGACCCGGCAGACUUUGAUAAACAAGUUGGACAUGGUGGCGCACACGUCAGAGAGCUCAGAAGAAUUCCUGGAAGAGGAAGUAGAGCACAGAGCGAGUGGACUUGAAGAUGAAAGCUCCGAGAAAGAUGCGCGGCCUGUCCCCGAGGCACAGCCACGGCCGGAGAAGCAAGAUGCUGAAAAGGAAUCUGAGUUAGAGCCUGUGAAUGGUGAGCUAAUGGAUGAAAGCCUCAAGACCUCGCUCGUAACUGAAGAGGAGGACUCUGCCAGUGAAGGGUUAGAUGAAGAACUGAAGCUGCAGUCUUUCAAUUCCAGUGAAGAGGCUACAAAUUUUGCUCCCCUGGUGGUCGAACCUGCAAAACCCCCUGAGACUGUUGCAGCAGAUAAGAUUCCACAUACGACCGACUCAGAUGUGUUGACAGACCAAGGCUCAUCUGAUGAAAAGGGGUACAUAGAAGAAAAGCUGCCUUUUGUUUCGAAAAAGAAGGCACAUUUUGGGAGUUCAGACAGCGUCGCUGCUAUGUCCAAUGAAGAGCGACUGGACAGUGGUUUUCCAAACUCUGUGACACCCGAGUUGUCUGAAGAACCUGUCUCUGAGAACUUAUCGCCCAACCCCACUUCCUCAUUGGAAGAGCAGGGUGAGGAGGGGGUAGCUGAGCCCCAGGAAACGUCUGCUGCUCUUGCUCAGAGUUCUCUCAUAGAGGUGGAACUUGAAGAUGUGCCAUUUUCCCAGAAUGCAGGACAGAAAAGCCAGUCCGAGGAGCAGUCGGAAGCAUCUUCGGAGCAGCUCGAUCAGUUCACGCAGUCGGCAGAGAAGGCUGCGGAUAGCAGCUCUGAAGAAAUCGAGGUGGAGGUGCCUGUGGUAGACAGGCGGAAUUUAAGAAGAAAGGCCAAAGGGCACAAAGGACCUGCUAAGAAGAAGGCCAAGCUGACCUGA
This is a messenger RNA of Ochotona curzoniae (black-lipped pika), 2001 nucleotides long. It is a transcript of the gene FAM169A, whose product is annotated as family with sequence similarity 169 member A. Lineage: Eukaryota; Metazoa; Chordata; Mammalia; Lagomorpha; Ochotonidae. The record is from RefSeq and is a predicted model, not a curated record. The coding region runs from base 1 to 2001 and encodes 666 amino acids. The transcript is spliced from 12 exons.